UUAAAGUAAUAAAUAGCUAGAAUUGUUAUAGCUUAAGAAGAUAAUGUGGCAUUACAACCUAUUAAAAAAAUUAGCCAACCAUUAUAGUUGCUCUUAGUACCAAAUAAUAUUUUUUUUACUCCGUAUUACAAAAAAUUCCAAUAAUACCACUUGAUACAGUUAUGAAUUAGAAAUUUUCCAAAAAAAUACCUCUAGAUUGUUCAUAAUCUCCUCAUAAUAACCCUAUCUCUUUGCACAUGAUCCUCCCACCCCAACUAAUUACAUUUAUUAUGCAUUUAUAAUUAUGUCUCACUUUCCCAUCCAAUCAGUUCAACCUUGAAAUGACUUCCAACACUCCCAUUUCCAAUCCUUGAACUUGGCCAAAUUUGACAGAAAUUACCCAAAAAAAAAAAAAAAAAAAGUGAAGAUGAUGAAUGUGUUGCAGAGUUUCCUAUUCCCACCACCACCAUCAAUCUUUGUGACAGCUAUGUCAUUCAUAAGCUUUGGUUCACUCGCAAAUGCAGGUUUCUCUGAAUUAAGGGGAAAACAUUUACAGUACUCCAAAUUUGUGAAUUGGAAUGUUUCUAAUAAAACCCAACAAAAACAGAUUAUAAUUUCUAGCAAAAUUGGGAUGGCUUUUCUUUAUACUCCUGCUUUUUUAUUUGGGGUUGCUUCCUUUUUCAUUUUCCCUAAUGAAAGUUUCAGGUUUUUAUUGCUUCGUUCGGCACUUACUAUCCAUUUUCUCAAGAGGGUGCUUGAGGUGUUGUUUGUUCACAGAUUUGGUGGUAGUGGGGUUGCUCUUCAUGCCGCAAUCCCAAUUGCUCUUAGUUACUUCAUCUCCACAGUGACAAUGAUUUAUGCACAGCACCUAUCGGGACAAUUUCCAGAGCCAUCUAUCGACCUGACAUAUCCUGGAAUUGGGUUGUUUCUACUGGGUAUAGGUGGCAACUUGUACCACCAUUACAUCCUCGCUACACUGAGGGGAGAAGGUGAGAAAGAGUAUAAGAUACUCAAGGGCGGCUUGUUUGACUUGGUGCUUUGCCCACAUUAUUUGUUUGAGGUGUUGGGAUUUGUUGGUAUUUCUUGCAUAGCUCAAACACCAUAUACCCUCGCUUUCACAGCCGGAACAACUAUGUAUUUGUUGGGUAGGAGUUGCUCUACUAAGAAGUGGUAUUUGUCUAAGUUUGAGGACUUCCCCAAAGAUGCCAAGGUUUUUCUUCCUUUUAUUUUCUAGUUAUAGUCAAGAAGCAGAGUUAUGACAAUUUUCUAGGUUAUGUUUGCUGAAUGACAGAACACCACCAUAUACAACACCUCAAUUAUUUAGGUGCUAUUGUUUCGUAGACACACUUCAAUGAUACCAAGCUUGCUUUCCUACGUUGAAUCACAUGUUCGAAUCUUCCCUAAGAAUCUAAGAUAGAAUUCUCUAUAUCCGUCGGAUUUUUGUAAUUUUUUUCUUCACAUUCUGUAAUUUCGUCUCUAUCAAUCCAUUGUUGCUCAUUCCUAUCAAAUCAGUGCUUAAAUUUUUAAUUUUUUUGAAUUAUCUUUCUUUUUAAAAUUAGGGCUUAAAUUUCGCUAGAUCGUGCAAAAGAGUGCUAAAUGUUAUUAAUAUUUGCUAUAAACAGUGUACAAAUUUUCAUCUUCUCUGUUGUUUAUAUACAAAGUACAAUUGGUUUCUAGGCUUAACAUUACUUGAAGAUCAUGCUUUUUGAUUGCUUUCCAUUGAGUGGUGGGCUGAUGGCAAGAUAAUUCCAUAAAACCCUCAAGAGCAUGUACUCCCUCUGUCCCAUAUUAUAUUUCCUGCUUUUCUAUUUUGGAGAUCCAAAAUGUUGUUCUUAUUUCUAUUUUUGAAUAGUAUGUAAAGAUCAUUAUACCAUCAUUUUUCUUUAACUUUAUUCAUAGAACUUCCUAAUUUAUCCUUAAAUUAUCCACUUGCUUUGUACUUUUUUUUUCUAACUUUUGUCUAUGAUUACUUUUCACUUUUCCCCCCUUAAAUUAUUCACUUGUCUUGUACUUUUGGUUAACUUUUGUCUAGCUUUUUUCCA
This is a messenger RNA of Chenopodium quinoa (quinoa), 2021 nucleotides long. RefSeq names its product very-long-chain enoyl-CoA reductase-like. NCBI's taxonomy places the organism in Eukaryota, Viridiplantae, Streptophyta, Magnoliopsida, Caryophyllales, Amaranthaceae. The coding region runs from base 407 to 1213 and encodes 268 amino acids. The record is from RefSeq and is a predicted model, not a curated record. The transcript has 2 exons. Gene Ontology annotation, biological process: lipid metabolic process. Gene Ontology annotation, molecular function: oxidoreductase activity, acting on the CH-CH group of donors.